AUGUCCCCUACGAAUUACAAAUCGUGGGCGCAGCUCGGGAUCCCAUCUCAACUGCGGCUUGGACCGAACGUGAGAAAAUUGUUACAUGUUUGUACGUUGUUUGUACCAUGAAGUAUAUAAGGCCAUAAAUUUAGCUCAAGUGCUGUAUAAUGGAGAGUUUGGUAUUCAAUAUUAGAACUUCCUGUUUUUUUUAUUUUUUACGUUGAAGUGCAUGAACAAGAUUGCCAGAAAAAGUAUUUCGUAUUUUCUUAUCCUUCAGAGUCUUAUUCAGCUAUUUUGAGAGUUGUAAGUUGAGAGAGCACAGAGAUGCCCGUUUGACAAACUUAUUUUACUAUUGUUUUGUAAAAUCCCUAUGAAAGUGCCGGUUGGACGUAAGUGCUGGGAAAGAUUUUAGAUAACAAUGUCUGCGAUUAGUUGAUUUUUUGACUUUUGUCUGCCGUGAAUAAUUCUGGCUUUCGAUUUAUAUCUAGGCUGGAGUAAGAUCUUUCCGUUUCGGAAAUCCGGGUGUCCCUAGAGUUGAACAUAUAUUAUUUGUGUUUAGGUCUGCGGAAGUGCAAUGAGAUCCGACUUUCAUGAUCGGUAAGUCAUCGACCCCUUUGCAGACGUUCUUUCUUUAGAUUUGGUCGACGUGGGCCUCCAAGAAGAGAUGAUGAACCGAAUUCAAAACGGGGACGGUUUGAGAAUGCCAGUGACACUUAUGAGCCGCAAUUCAACAGAAAGACGGAGGGUAGCGGAAGAGUUAUGUUGACAUUCAGGAAGUUCUUGGAAACUCAAGACGAGGGAAUUUCUGACGAUGAAGCCAUCCUAAAAUACAAUGAGUACAAGUUUGAGUACAGAAAACAGGAAUAUGAAAAGUUUUUCCAAAGCCAUAAGGAUGAGGAAUGGUGGGUUCAUUGAUGAUAUUUUUGUGAAUUGUUCCGAUUUUGCGAUACAAAUGUUAAUUUCCAGGUUUCAAAGAAAGUACCACCCAGAGUUGUCGAAGGAAUCCGCUGCCAAGGCUGAUGAAUGUGUAAAUAAAAGACUCGAAAUUUACAAGGAAGUUGUUGAAAAGGAUUACGGUAAAGACAUUGAGCUGAGUUUCGAACAUACGGAGAGAAUCGUGAAGUUCCUGGAUGCUGUGGUUAUUAAAUUGGAGGGCGGAACCGAUGAGGAUGUGGAGGUCUUACUCAAAGAGCCUGUUUUUGACGAAUCUCUUGACGACUUGAGGAAUAAGUUAAAUAAGACGUGAGUUAUCUUCUAAAUUCAUUUGUUCCUGUUAUAGUAAUGGUGAAGUUACCAAUGGAAAUGGAAAUUCUAACGGGGUUUCAAAGGCUGAGCCAGAAGAGAGCGAAGAAAUUCAGAAUCUGGUUAAGAAACUCCCAUUCCGAACUCACAGUAUCUUCCUCAAGGGCAUUCCGGCAACGGCGAAGUUUGAAGAAAUUGAAAAUGUGCGUAAUUCUAUUACUGUGGCCUUUAUUUUGUAUUUAGGAAUGUAAGAAUUAUCCUGGCUUUUUGAGGCUUGGCCUCUCCGAGCCCCUGGCCGAUCAAAAGUUCCAAAGAAGGGCCUGGGUCACCUUCAAAAGAGAUGUGAAGAUCAAGGAUAUUUUCUGGAAUAUGAAGAAUGCCAAGGUAAAUUUCGAUACUUUUUUUCUAAUUGAUAUUGUUUUAGUUCUCUGAUACGGAAGUCAGUGCAUCUGUGAAUCGCGACCUCAGAAGACGGGUCCGCGUGAUUAGUGGAUUGGCCAAUCAUCGUCCGAUUGUUCAGAAUGACAUCAGACAAGCUGCCAGAUUGAUUGCUUUAUAUGAUUAUAAACGGAAGGUGUAUGCAGAAGAAGGAGCAGAGGAGCAGGUUCCACCAAAAGAUCUGGAUGCUCUUGUCAGCCGCAGCAAAAACCCAGUGCUUGAUGGCGUAGUUGAAUAUUUUGUCGAAGAGUGUAAUGCCGAGGAAGAAGAACUUCUUGGAGUCAACAAUCAGGCCUCCGACGAUCUUAAAUUCACACUGGAAGUUGAUAAGGACCUUUUCAAAUACUUGGACCGACUGUUGGUCUACUUGAGAGUCGUUCAUUCAGUCGAUUUUUACAACCAAUGUGAGUAUGCCAAUGAGGACACAAUGCCCAACAGGUAAGCGUAAUGGUUUGUAAUUGGAAGUGUUGCUUCGUUUUGGAUUUAAUAUUUAUUUAUUAAAGAAUGGGAAUCGUUCACGUUCGCGACUUUCCUCCGGACGGAGAACAGUUUGGAAAAUCGGAAACUGGAGUUCCAUUAGUGCCUAAGAAGAACUGCGACCAGUACAUCUCUAGUACCGAGGAGAAGUUGAAGGCUUCCAUUUUAAAAUACGAAGUUAUUCCUGAGGAAGACCUCCUGAAGUUGGGAAAGAAAGAUCCGGAACAAGCCGUGGAAGACUUUAUUAAAGAGAACAGCCAAGAAUUAAGCAAGGACAAAUGGCUCUGUCCUCUCUCUGGCAAGAAAUUCAAGGGACCGGAAUUCAUCAGGAAGCAUCUCUUCUCUAAACAUGAACACAAGAUCGACGAAGCCAGGUCUAAUGUAAGUGCUGCUUGUCUUUUUUAUGAUUUCUUUGUCAAAAGAUUUGCGGCUAUAUUUUUAUUUUCAGGCAAUUUACUACAACAAUUACAUCGCCGACUUUGAUCGUCCGCAUAACCUUGAAUUGAAGCCGCCUCCAACUCCAACGGUCGAAGAGGUUAAACGACCACAAGAAGAUCGUUUUGGUGGCCACAGAAAUAGCUGGGGACCAGACCGCAGAUUUAACAAUGGCCCGAGGUUCGGUGGCCGCGGGGACUUUGGGAACCGUGGCCGAUUUGUGGAUGACUUUGGAACCGGUAGACGGGAUCCUCGCCAACCUCCCACUUACCGAGACCUCGACGCCCCAGACGAUAUUAUUUAA
This is a messenger RNA of Bursaphelenchus xylophilus (pine wood nematode), 2878 nucleotides long. NCBI's taxonomy places the organism in Eukaryota, Metazoa, Nematoda, Chromadorea, Rhabditida, Aphelenchoididae. The record is from the annotation of a GenBank genome assembly.